CGUGAGUUCGUGAAAAAGUUUACAGAUCGCAUUUUUAACAAAAAAAUUUUGAAAAUUUUAAAAAAACAGAAAAAAUUACAAAAACAAAAAAUAAACACAACAACUGGAAAAAUAUCACACGAAGAAAUAGAAAAAAGAGUAAAAACAAGUUUUGUUGUUUCGUUUAUAACAAAAAUAUUUUUUAACAAUAAUAAACUUUUUUCCUACAACUUACUCACUUGGAUUAUUAUUCUACAUAAAUUUUUUUUUGGGAAAGGUAUGGCAGAUCAUCGUCACAUAAACAAAACGUGAGCGCAAAUAAAAUCGCGUCUAUUUGAAUAUGAAUGGCAAUGAAUCAGUAAAUACAGCUAACACCGUUUAGAAGCAAAUAUUAAUCGUAUUUUUACAUCACUUACAACUUAAUCGGGUAAUAUACUAUUUACCGAGAAAGAGAGAGAAAAAAGAUAGACAAAAGAGAGAAAAAAGCCCAACUAAACACAAUUACAAAAGUAUUAAUACAAAUAUUUUUAACGUCAUGAUUAAUCCCCCUAAUACCAAUAGUAUUAAUAUUAAUAACAUAAUGGAAACAUAUGAUGAUAGACCGAUAAGUAUGUAUGACAAUCUAAAUAAUAUGACCACAAAUAUGAAUGCAACAGCAAUAACAACGGUGGCGGCGAUCAACAGUAACACACCUAAAAUGACAAAAGCGCCAACAAUGGCAAACACAAAUGCAACAACAUUAACAGCAACACCACCACCACCAACGUCAUCGAAAACAAAUGGAGCAGCACAUUCAACGCCCUUUACAGAUAUUACAUUUAAAUUUAAUGAAAACAAUAAUAUACCACAAUUGAAACUACAACAACAACAAUUGCCAAUAAAUGGCAAUCGGAACUUGAAUGAAAUACCUCCCAAUACAGGUAAUAAUGCAGCUGUAUAUGCGACUCCAUAUAAAACAUCAGCUGCUAUAAAGCCAGUAAUAACCACCGCAUCACCAACACCUCUAACUGCACAGCAAGAACAACAACAACCACUGCACUCUCCACCAGAUAUAACAACAACCAUAACAAAUACUUUAACGUCAUCACCUUCGUUAUUACAUACUAAUGCAACAAUACCAGCAACAACAACAAUAUUAACACCACCAACAUCAGCAACAGUAGCUAUAAACUCAGAUACAUUCAAUAGUUUUAAUCGACCGCUUAGUCAACAUUCACAAUCGGAACUAAACGAUACAAGUCAUAGCAUUGCUGCAGUGAAAGCAGCUCUAAAUGAAGCUAAAUCAAAAUUCUUUGGCUUAAAUGGUUAUGCCUCAUCACAGUUUCAAGAUCAUCAACAUAAUAAUUACGACGACGAUAACUACACUGAAGAAUCUCCAAAUCAUCAAUUACUGCCAUUAGAUGAACAACAACAAUCAAUUCCGUUCACACAUCAAGUUCAACAACAACAAGUACAAAAACCCCAACCAAAAUAUCAAAAUAUACCAGAAAAUAGUGCAAUAUUUCGUAAUCAAAGUGCUGGAGUACCGGCUGCUCCGCCUCCCGAACUGCCACCAAAACCCAUUGAAUAUCAAAAUCUACAACAACCCACAGCAUCAACAAGUUCACAUACUACACCCGAUCACUUUAGGAAAAUGCCAGCUGGAACAGCGAGUUAUAAUCAAAUAUCGUUGAACGAUAUUGAUACUUCAGCUUCUCGAUCACAGACCGUCUAUAUGGCCACAACAGUACCACAAAAUAUUAAAGGUAAUAAAAUCGCUGGACGACAUACACCGACAAGAAGCAGUUUGCGACAUAGUCGAAUGCUGGUGGUAAACAAUAAAAGUUAUGAAGCAGAAGUACAACAUCCCAAUCCCAUGGGUUUUCAACAGCCAAAUCUUGCCCGUUGGUUAUUAAUAUUACAAAUUAUUAUUGGUAUUUUAUUGUUAAGUCUAUCGACAUGGAUAUUUUUCCUAACACCAAAUACACCAGUACAAGAUAACCCCUAUUGGUGUGGUUUAGUGUUGUUAAUGACGGGUAUUAUAGGCUUAAUAGUGAUACGUUAUCAACGUAUUAAGCGAGCUAAAACUCGAGAGCAUUGUUUUAUGUUUUUACGUAUGGAUUCCUAUGUACUUUCUUUGCUGUCCGUUUUACUCUGCUGUGUGGCUUUAAUAUUUGCCGCCAUACAUUAUUGUCGUCUCUCUGCAGCGGAUACAAAAUGUAAAAGUAUGAAUCUUUUGCAGGAACAUGGUUCAUGUAUUUGCACUUUUAAUGCUCCAAUGCCAACAGUAAAUGCAACAGAACCCUUGUUAAACGAAACUUCCUACGAAGAAGAUGAGGAAAUAACGGAUAAUAGUUAUAAUGUUGAAUAUCGUGACUUAAGUUGCCAAGAAGUUACCGGACCUUGGACCUCUAUAUUGGGUCUAUCUUUUUUACUUAAUUGUUUGGGCUUUGUUAUUUCUUUAGCUUAUAUUAUUUUAUUAGCCUGUUGUCGAAAGUCUUCGAAACGUAUUUAUACAACCGUCCGUACAAGUACCUUUUAAGUUUAAAUUUAAUUUUAAUUAGUUUUAACACAGACACACACAUAAAAUAUUAAUUUAGUUUUACAAAAAUUGAAUUUAAUUAAAAAAAUGAUUUUAAUAUUUAUAAUUUGUUUUUACAA
This is a messenger RNA of Lucilia cuprina (Australian sheep blowfly), 2619 nucleotides long. RefSeq names its product alpha-protein kinase 1. The record is from RefSeq and is a predicted model, not a curated record. The transcript is spliced from 6 exons. Bases 515 to 2500 code for a protein of 661 amino acids. Gene Ontology annotation, cellular component: sarcolemma; dystrophin-associated glycoprotein complex. NCBI's taxonomy places the organism in Eukaryota, Metazoa, Arthropoda, Insecta, Diptera, Calliphoridae.